Molecule: messenger RNA, 942 nt
Organism: Procambarus clarkii (red swamp crayfish)
Lineage: Eukaryota; Metazoa; Arthropoda; Malacostraca; Decapoda; Cambaridae
Source: RefSeq, a predicted model, not a curated record
UGAAACCUCGAUUAUAUGUCUUCUUGCUAUUGUGGAACCUCGAUUAUAUGUCUUCUUGCUAUUGUGGAACCUCGAUUAUAUGUCUUCUUGCUAUUGUGGAACCUCGAUUAUAUGUCUUCUUGCUAUUGUGGAACCUCGAUUAUAUGUCUUCUUGCUAUUGUGGAACCUCGAUUAUAUGUCUUCUUGCUAUUGUGGAACCUCGAUUAUAUGUCUUCUUGCUAUUGUGGAACCUCGAUUAUAUGUCUUCUUGCUAUUGUGGAACCUCGAUUAUAUGUCUUCUUGCUAUUGUGGAACCUCGAUUAUAUGUCUUCUUGCUAUUGUGGAACCUCGAUUAUAUGUCUUCUUGCUAUUGUGGAACCUCGAUUAUAUGUCUUCUUGCUAUUGUGGAACCGCGAUUAUAUGUCUUCUUGCUAUUGUGGAACCCCGAUUAUAUGUCUUGUUGUGGUUGUGGAACCCCGAUUAUAUGUCUUGUUGUGGUUGUGGAACCUCGAUUAUAUGUCUUCUUGCUAUUGUAGAACCUCGAUUAUGUCUUCUUGCUAUUGUGGAACCUCGAUUAUAUGUCUUCUUGCUAUUGUGAAACCUCGAUUAUAUGUCUUCUUGCUAUUGUGGAACCUCGAUUAUAUGUCUUCUUGCUAUUGUGGAACCUCGAUUAUAUGUCUUCUUGCUAUUGUGGAACCUCGAUUAUAUGUCUUCUUGCUAUUGUGGAACCUCGAUUAUAUGUCUUCUUGCUAUUGUGGAACCUCGAUUAUAUGUCUUCUUGCUAUUGUGGAACCCCGAUUAUAUGUCUUGUUGUGGUUGUGGAACCCCGAUUAUAUGUCUUGUUGUGGUUGUGGAACCUCGAUUAUAUGUCUUCUUGCUAUUGUAGAACCUCGAUUAUGUCUUCUUGCUAUUGUGGAACCUCGAUUAUAUGUCUUCUUGCUAUUGUGAAACCUCGAUUAUAUG